AUGGCGGUAGCCCAGAUUAAUACGUUUAGUGAGGCGAUGGAGAAAGUACUGCGAGUUGAAAAUGCUAGACUUCAAGUUAGAAACUUCCAGUUGAGGAAACGGGGAUUUCCUGGAAAUAGUUCAGGGCAAGGUGAGAAAGGUAACCCUCCCAAGUCUGGAAGGGGGAUCAGAGGAGUGAGACUUCCGGGAAUGUCAAGAGGAACCUCGCCUAGGGGUGGUCCAGUUAGACAAGGCCAACAGAGAAGUGCCUCACAGGGAAGCUCAGCCUCUGUUUCCCGGGGUCCUUGUGGAUGUUGUGGGAAACCGAACCACAUGGAGGACAACUGCUGGAGGAAGGAAAGGAAAUGCUUACGCUGUGGGAGCGCGGAGCACCAAAUUGUUAACUUUGCAACUUCUAGAGAAGUAGCUUUUGUUCAUCAAUUCUUCUCCAAUUUAGUUUUUAUUAUCAACAUUGUUACUGCAUCUAGCAAACGUAAUGAUGAAUUAAAGGAGGCUCAAGCAAUUGAAGUUGCUACUAAGAUUGCUAAUGGUGAACUUGAAACUGGAAGGGGGCUUAAUCAAAUUGGCACUUUAAAACGAGUUGGAGAUACUUUAGAUGGAGGUUCAUACUCUCAACAUGGAGAUGCAAAUUUUGCUUUGAAUCAGUUGUUAUCUUUUGAGUUUGUUUUCACUUUGCAUCUUAUGAAAGACAUUAUGGAAAUUACUCAUCUUCUUUGUAUAGCAUUGCAACGUAAAUCUCAAGAUAUUUUGAAUGCAAUGCAUCUUGGCUCAAGCACAACAAAGCUACUGAAAAAUUUUCGAGAUUCGGGAUGGGAUGAUUUCUUGGUGAAAGUUAAAUUAUUUUGUGAGCAACAUCAAAUUGAUAUCCCAUGUAUGAAUGCUCAAUAUAUUGCAAGACGUGGUAGAUCUCGAAGUCAUCAUGAUGAGAUUAGUGUGGAGCAUUAUUAUCGAGUGGAUAUAUUUCUUGCAACAAUUGUGAUAGGGUUUAAUGAUCAUACCGUGGAAUUGCUUGUUUUGAGCACUGCUUCAGAUCCUAGAAAUGGAUUUAUGCUGUUCAAGAUUGAUGAUAUUUGUAAACUUGUAGAGAAGUUCUAUCCGAAUGAUUUUAUGGAGCAAGAACUAGUACGUCUAAGAAUAGAACUUCAACAUUUUGAGCUCGAUAUUCCAAAUCAUCUUGAAUUGCAAGAAUUAUCUGGUAUUCAUGAGUUAUGUCAAGGCUUGGUGAAGACAAGAAAAUCAGUGAUAUAUCAUCUUAUUGAUCGAUUGAUUAGACUUGUUCUUACUCUUCUUGUAUCAACUGCAACUGCAGAGCGGACAUUUUCAAUUAUGAAAAUAAUCAAGACAAAGCUCCAAAACAAGAUGGAAGAUAAUUUAUUGAAUGAUUAUCUAACUGUAUAUAGAAAAGGAAGUUGCUGA
Molecule: messenger RNA, 1416 nt
Organism: Coffea eugenioides
Lineage: Eukaryota; Viridiplantae; Streptophyta; Magnoliopsida; Gentianales; Rubiaceae
Exons: 4
Coding region: 1-1416 (471 amino acids)
Molecular function (GO): protein dimerization activity
Source: RefSeq, a predicted model, not a curated record